GUCAGGUGACCGGGCCGGCGUCCCAAGAUGGCGGCGGCUGUGGCGCUCGGGAGGCCGUGGCACCCUCCCGGCUGCUGAGACGGGCCCUGCGCGGCCGGCGGCGAACGGGCCGGGCCGAGGGCCGGCGAGCGAGCGGCCGCCGCUUCUGCGCGCCCCGCAGUCGGGGCUGGGCCGUGCGGCGGCGGCGGCGCCGGGGCAUGCGAGUGCGGGGCCCGGCCUCUCCCUCUUCAGCCUAGGGCGGCGGCGGGCCCGCGCCCUUGGCUCCCGGGCCAUGGCUCUGCGGGAGCUCAAAGUGUGUCUGCUGGGGGAUACAGGUGUAGGUAAAUCCAGUAUUGUAUGGCGGUUCGUGGAGGACAGUUUUGAUCCGAACAUCAAUCCAACAAUAGGGGCAUCUUUUAUGACCAAGACUGUCCAAUACCAAAAUGAGCUACAUAAAUUCCUAAUCUGGGAUACAGCUGGACAAGAACGAUUCCGUGCCUUAGCACCAAUGUACUACCGAGGGUCAGCUGCAGCUAUAAUUGUUUAUGAUAUCACAAAAGAAGAGACAUUUUCAACAUUAAAGAAUUGGGUAAAAGAGCUUCGACAGCAUGGCCCACCUAAUAUCGUAGUUGCCAUUGCAGGAAAUAAAUGCGAUCUUAUCGAUGUUAGAGAAGUAAUGGAGAGAGAUGCUAAGGACUACGCCGACUCCAUCCAUGCAGUUUUUGUAGAGACCAGCGCAAAAAACGCGAUAAACGUAAAUGAACUCUUUAUAGAAAUUAGUCGAAGAAUUCCAUCCACUGACGCCAACCCGCCAUCUGGCGGUAAGGGCUUCAAACUCCGAAGACAGCCUUCCGAGCCGAAGCGGAGCUGCUGCUGACUGAGCUCAGCCCCCUAGGCCUGAUGAUGAAGUAGGUGGUCCUGAAAGCUAACGGGAGGCCUGGGGGCCCUGCCGCCAGGUUUCGCCUAGCCGGGCUUGGGUCUUCCUCAUGCAUAAAGGGUUCAAGGAAAGUGACCGGUCCUGUGUCCUUUCUGGAGACUGCAGCAAUAAUACUCCAGCGUGUGGACUUCUGUUAUGUAAAGAAUCUCUGGUGUGCAAAGGGACUACAUCAUUGGCUUUCGACAUUGUGAAAAAGAACAUAUAAUUGUAUAGACGGUAGGAUUAAAUUGAGUAGUUUUGUAAUCAGGGUUUUAUGUAACAUUUGUAAAGGGAAAUUUAGCACUUUCAUGGUUCUGGAGGGAAAAAAAGACCUUGUGGAGAUUAUAAGUUCCUUGGUUUUUCCCAUUACCGCUGUUAUAGGUAGUUGUAUCAUUUAAAAUGUGAUAGGUUGUCAUAAGUAAAGGGGUGGCAAUUAUUAUUUGAAGCUAAAAUGGAUUAUUUAUAGGACUGAUGGAAACGAUUUCAUUCCAUCUCUAAAGCACUUUUCAUUGAGUACAUUAGCCCAGAUUGCAUACAGCAAAUGAACAAUAACAGCAGAUGCAGAGCUCACCCUGGGUCUGCAUUCCAACCCUGUCAUGUGUGUGUCACCAAACACAUUACUGGCAAUUUUUAUAUAAGCUGUCAUGAUCAAGAUUGCGGUGAUAGAGAAGCUGCCUGGAAUAAAUUGAGUUGCAUAUGUUUAAACUAACUAGCAGUGGUUUUGAAAGGAGAAAGAAAAUGGUGUAAAUGCUGUCAAAUUUUUAUUUAACCCAAAUACUUUGGAGGGGAAAUCAUUAUCUGUUGCUUAGCAUAUGUAAAGUUGUAGUCUAUAUUUAUAGACCAUUGCUUAAAGAUUAUAAAUUAUGUAAAUACAUUAAUAAAUUCUGUUUCAUUCAACACUCCAUUUAAUCUUGCACCCAGUCUCUUGUGUAUGUCCACCUAUCUUAGCCUAUCCACAGAGACUCUCUGAAGCACAUUCAUGUUGUGCACAAAGCAUAGAGCAGUCUUGGCCUACAACAGUCUUUAAAGAUUUCUCUGCCUGGCCCUCCACCCACCCUCUCACCUCCAAAUCCCAUCUGGAAGUCAUCAUGAUCACAUACACCACUUUGACAAGCCUGACUAGCCCCCUCCUAGCCUUGGGGUAAAAUAAAAAAUUAUAAACUCCAAGUUCAAGUCACUCACCUGGUCUUGGUAAUAAGUUUCUUUUAGCUUUUACAGCAACCUCAGACCAAGUGUUUUAAGAGAGCUUUCCUUGUUAACAAUUUAGCUUAUAGCUUAUCUUUCCAUUUCCUUUAUUUUCCUUGCUUCUGUUAGUGGUUAACACUCUUUUCCCUCAGGGAGCCUAAUGAGGUUUUUAAUAUAAUCUAAAAAUAAAGCACCGAAGUGAAGUUGGGAAAAAUUUGUUCCUGGUCUAAUUUGGCACCCUUCCAACCUGAGUAUUGUAAGGGAAGGAAAUUUACAAGAUUAAAAGGAAAUGAAACAGCUUGAAUCUCAAACUGAAUUUUGUUUUCAGAGCUAUCCUUAAGGUGAACAGUCGAAACUCUUAAAAAUAAUUGUUACUUCUUUGUGACCCCCACUUGAUAUGGAUAGAUUUUAAUGGGAAAAUUAUAACCCAGAUUAAGUAAAAAAUUAUUUCCUUUUCCCUGGUGUAUAUUUUAAGCAUUUGAAGUUGUUUAUUCUUACUGAAAUCACAGAAAAGGAAUGUAGUUAGGAAAAUUCUAACGUUUUGUUUAAAAUACUUGGGACUCUGUAUCCCCCCCCACCCCCACUAGCAUCCUGCUUUCUUUCCAACAUGAAAUUAGCAAGCUUUGGGAGAAACCCCGUCAUUUCCAGGGUGGGGCUCAUUACAAAUAAAGGUGGCUUAACUUUACUUCAUAUAAAUCCAGAUGGAUCAGGGCAUCUGGCCACUGCUCCCAUGUGUCCCAAACAUUCCACUACUGGGCCUCUAUCUCCACAACAGCAAAAUAAAAACAGAGGUCUCUCGCCUCAUUACCAAAGAGGCAAGGCAUGUGUGGCCCUCUCUGACUUACUUCACCAAACGAUGAUGCAGAUCUUCAACCUUCACAUUUUUAGCCAACAAACCUGUCAGUCACUGUUGAUGAUUUCAUGGCGUCCGGGUGCACAGGAAAAGGCGCAGUGCUUCAGUGCCUCACCCUGUUGGCAAGGCUUCUAAAUGCCUCUAGUGCUCCUGGGACAUGUUCUGCAUUUAGCCCAAAACAGGUCCAUCUCUUCAGCCCUCCACAGCUGGUGUCCCCACAGUUUCUCAUACUCCUCCUCAUAUGUAGACAGUGAUUCUGUUUGGUUAUGGCCACAUGCCUUCCUAAGGGAGUGAGUGCCGUGGGCUUGUGCAACACCACUGCUCCUCACGCAUUUCUGGGGAGGAAAAAUUCCUCCUCCCCUUGUUUCCAUCAGCCUGUCUCAGAAACGGUCAUGGCGCUAUUUUCAUGUGCAACCUUUUUAAUGCUUAGUAACACAUUGCUACAUCAGAUCUGUAAUCUGUACUCAAUGAAAAUGGGAAAAAAAUUUCUUUUGUUUGCUUCUAAAGUGAAAAGAUGAGUAUUAAAGUCGGAAUCAGUGUUUUAUUUUGAACACGCUUUGGAUGAUUUACCUAAAUGACAAUCUAAUACACAUUUCAUAUAUUCUUUAUUGUUGUGUCUUAUGAGAAAAGUCUAGAUGUGAAAAGAAUUGAGAUAUAGCCUGUCUGUACACAUCAUCUUUUGGUUCCCUUAAGACACAGGGCCAUUUUUUAAAACUUUUGGGACUGAAAAGAGAAAACUUACUAAUUAGCUGCAAGUGUAUAUUGAUUCCUCUCAAAGAAAUUGAAGUAAGGUCUUUGCAGGUGUCGCAUCCUAGUGAUGGCUGGUCUCCAGAACUCCCCUUUCACACAAGUGUUUUUCUGAUUCUAUGAUAACUAAUUAACUAUCAUUUGGUGAUUAAAAGAACAUAAAGCAAGGAUAUGAUUAAGAGUCCUUCAUUUUAAACUCUUUAAGAAGUGAUUAAGGAGAAGUACCUAUUGCAAGCCCUUCUAAGUCCAAAUGAAACCUCCAUCACCUGCUCUUCAGCCGUGGUCAGAAUAAGUUCUACACACAGCAACUGGAAGAUUUAGUUCCUUUAAAAUAGCAUACCUCCUUGCUGCCCAUUUAGGAUUUGUUUGAAGUGCCCACCUCUCAUUAUACAUGCACUUCUGAAUGCCACCCCAUGUUUGAAAGGAUGGAGCCUUUGUAUUAAGAGGCUUGCUCUCAUCCUUUAAGUGGGGUGGUAUCCUUCUUGAGGUGAUCACUUGCCAUUAUUUUUAAAUAUAUAAAAAGAAGAAGAAAACCAGACUUAAUUUCAGAACUUUUAAGUCUUGUAUUUAUUUCUUUCCUGUUCUCAAGAAGGAAAAUAAGUCUAGGAGACCUCCUUUCUAAGUUAAACUCUGGAAGAUACAGUAAUGAAAAUGUCCCUUAGAUAACUAUUCCGUGGCUUUCCUAGAGAUGUCAAGCCAGAAUAUCUGUAAUUUAUGGCACUUGUGUUGAAGUGGGUAGGUUUGGUUCAAACUACACACACUGAUUGACACAUCAGCCUCAGAGCUUGAAACGGCAUUUGUUCAUUUUCACAUGUGGCUUUUAUAUUUUGACAUUGAGUUACCAAAGCAGUUACGUAAGUUUGUAUGACAUUUUUUCAUUCAGUUUUUCAGAACACACUCAGAACAUGAUCAUGGUCCUUUAGUAUGCAGGAUAUAGGUGCACAGUAUGUCAUGUAUGUGACAGAUGAGCCACCUACACUGAUGUCUUUCUAAGAACCUGUCUAUGUAAUGAGAGAAUCCUUUCCUCUGGGAAAAGUUACUGGAAGCCCCUCACUCUGAUCUGUACUAGGUACCUGCUUAGAACGUUCUGGAGAAGUGACAGCCCACAAUCCCAGGCUACUACCCUGUCUAAACUCACUUGGCUGUAAAUGCUUGUCCUAACUUUAUAAUGAAAGUUCAACAACAGUGAUAAGCUAGAUAGUGUAAAAAAAAAAAUCUUUGUUAUUUAAAUUUGUUUUAAAGGGAUUAGCAGCAUGACUUCUGUUUACUGUUUGACUCCAAGAGAUAGUCUACCUCUAACAGUUAAUAUUUUCUAAAGGAAAGAAGUGGAAUAUGCCUUCAAGGGUCAAGCUUGAAUCAUUUAGAAAUGAUUCAAAGGUUUAAGAGAUUUGUUUUAAUUCCUGUGGUACUAUUUAAAAAAAAAAACACUCCAAGGACAGAUUUAUCCAGAUAAACAUUACACAGGGUAGUUUCAGAAAAGGGAGGUGGUAGUGGAAUUUAGCCCUGGACUGAAAGAAACAACUGCCAGUUUUUCCUGACAGCAGAGUUACGUGUCUUGACUUCCAGUAAUAGAAACCCAGGCAAUUUGAUUAUGUGAUUUGCCAGAAACAUUAAUGGAAUUCUAGGGCAUUUGUCGUGUUUGAUGUGCAAAUGAAAGGCUAAAAAAUAUUAGAAGAGUAUUACAUUUUUCAGGAGCCUCCACUUCUUCAGUCUAAGAGAAUGGUAAGUGAGAGACCUGCUGUGAUGAAGUUUCAUUAGACAUAAUGAAGAAAGGGAAUAAAUAGAACCAAGAGUCUCCAUUAUUUCUCAGUUUGUCCUUCCGGGUUCUCUUAGCCUACAGGAAAAUGACUUUCUGUACAAAUCUGGAAGGACUUCCAGUAGAUUUUGAAAGGAUCGACUUUAAUGUGAUGGUCUGUACCAUCAGCAAUAACUAAUAUCUGUGUUCUUUCCUUUAGGAGUAUAAUCAGUUAUAAGGUAGAAUAUUUUUGGCUUCAAAACAAAAAGAUUCAGAAGUUCAGUAAAAAGAAAUAUCUCUUUUCCUUUUAUUACAUUGAACAUUUUAACCAUAGUAAGAUUAGGAUGUGUCAUCAAGAGCUACUGGAAUUAAAAUCUGGAGACUUUUAACAAAUUUACCAAAAAAAAGUUUUAAUUUAUUGCCAGUUCAUUUUCAGAUCUGCAUGAUCCCAGUGCCUCAUGAAAAUGCUUCAUAGUUGAAACAAAUAAAAUUCUGGGUAGCUUUCUGUGAACAGGAAUUCAAGUGCCUAGAGUUCACCAGUGAAUAGGAAAUCCUAAGACAGUAACAAUUUCUUGAAAGAGCCUUCCUUAAUUGGCAGCUGUAAACUGUAAUGUUCUCCUUAAUCAUGCAACAGAAACAAAACAUGCUGGUUUUGAUGCCACUUCUUGAUUCAGCAACUUUUCACUGUUUUAGGAAGCAAAUUGUUUAAUGCAAUAGUUUGGAGGAAGUUAUCUUUAAAGUAGCAUUUCACACAUAGGGCGGUAAUCUUUACUCAGAACUGAAGUUGUCCAGGAAACUCCCAUAUUUUAUGUCAUGUUGUAGGAAAGCCAAGCAUACCUUGUUUCCCAGUGGGGGUGCAGAGCCCCCUGAUCACCUAGCUGGAGCAGGGUGGCUGGUGGGGGCACACCCACUCCCACCGGGUCAUUACUAGCACAGGGCAGCAGCAUAUGACUUCACUUUGGGGCUCAGUCCUAGUAUCAUGUGUCCCUUAUUAAUUUUUUUCAUUAAAUUUAGACUUGAAUAAUCAGUUCUAUCCCCUGAAAAAUUUUGAAAGCAGGGCUUGAAUUUGCAUACCUCCGCUUACUUUGCAUAUGAGGUUAUUACAGAGCUUACGGAACGUUUUCUUAAUACAGAUCGUGGCCCUGAUGUCAGAGUGACUAGUCAAUUCAGUGUGGGGAAAAUUACCAGCAGCUGGCUAGUCAGAGCAACCGAUUGGUUGGCUCUAUUUUUAAACCAUUUGUCUUAUUGUGUAGACAGAGCUUUAUUGCCCUGAAGAAGUUUUUUUUUUAACCCCCCAUCCAGCUCAGUCUUUCCAUCAUUUCACCUUAUGAGUCACUCACAUAAUUGUCAGUCAUGCCUCUGACCUUCUUAAGAACUGACAUCUUGCCCUCUCUGUGAUGAAAGCAGACUCCUUGCCUCAUUUCUCUCAUUCUCAUUUUGUAGCGGGCCCUCCCUUAAAGACACAGAUGGCACCAGCCUCCUCCUCGGUGCAUGUGACAUCCCUUCCUGGGCUGUCUUAUGCAGUCACAGCAGUGGGGUUUGCCCACCAAGUCUACUGCAUCGUCAGAAAACGCAAAAGCUAAUUCUAAGUGAGGAACACCAGUAUUUCCAGAGAGGGAAUGGGCAGCUCUGGCUUCCAGUGGCAACAUGAUUAAGUGACAAAAUGUUUUUACCGUUCGUGAUGAUAUAGUUUACAUGUCAGAACUUUGCUUAGUUUGUAACAGAGCAUUUGUUAAAGUGUGCAAAAUCCAAGCCUACGUACAGUCUUAAAGAAUAACAGCUAUGGAGAUGAGCCUAGACAUUUAAAAAAAAAAAAAUGCUAAGCCAUCGUACCAGCAAUUCUUGUUUCUCCUAAGAACGUCAUGUCUUUUCAAGACCAAUGCAAGGAAUUAAGAUAUUUGUGCCUUUUUAUAAUAGUGUCUAUUAUGAAAAAUAAGUUGCUUAUGGUUUAGGCCGCUUUGUAACAAUAUAAACAGCCCAGAUUUAUAGCCGUGGCUUCACUGCAUGACUCAACACCUGAUUACCUGUGAUGAAAUAUUGUGAUAGUGGUUUGCCAAGCUUAUAUGGAAGUUUGAAGACUUUAUUUUUGCAGUCUUAAUCUUGGGCUGGACCUAAGUCUAUAUAUAAACCAUGUGAUAUCUGUAUUGUUUGUAGAUGAUGACAAAAGAAAACUACAUCUUUUGAUUUUUGUUGUAAGAUUUUUCUUUUUAUACUUAAUGCUGGUUAGUGGGUCAUUUGCAAAUGGUAGUAGAUUUGGCAUACUUGUAAACUUUUGUUUUAGCUUGAAUAUUCUAUAAUAAACUGUUAUAGAGUAUAACAUGCUAAAUCACUACAAAAUUUGUUGUAAGAGGUAAGAGGGGUGUAAACACUUUGUUAAUAAAAUACUAUGUUUACAAAUAUA
Molecule: messenger RNA, 7816 nt
Organism: Manis javanica (Malayan pangolin)
Lineage: Eukaryota; Metazoa; Chordata; Mammalia; Pholidota; Manidae
Gene: RAB22A
Product: RAB22A, member RAS oncogene family
Molecular function (GO): GTP binding; GTPase activity
Source: RefSeq, a predicted model, not a curated record